AGCAGGCUCCAAUCCACAAUCCAACCCCAUAAACGUCACCAUGAAAGGUGGCGCUGCCACUGGCGGCAGUCCUAGUUUCAACAACAACAUUACUACUACUAGUGACCAAACGACGACGUCUACGUCCUCCUGGGGCACGUGGGAGGAGCUCCUGCUAGCAUGCGCCGUCAAGCGCUACGGCGUCCACGACUGGGACACCGUCGCCCUGGAACUCCAAGCCAAGACCUCUCUCCCUCCCCUCCUCACCACCGCCUCCAACUGCAAGCUCAAGUACCUCGACCUCCGCCGUCGUUUCCGCUCCCGCCACCAAAACGACGACGUCCCUCCAGACGCCGACGACAAUCACCACGAUCCUCAUAACAAUAAUACUAACAAUAUUCCCUGGCUCGACGACCUCCGCAAACUCCGCGUCGCCCAGCUCCGUCAAGAGCUCCAUCGCUACGACGUCUCCAUCGUGUCGUUGCAGUUGAAGGUGAAGAGGUUGGAGGAGGAGAGAGAAGAGAGCUUCAAAGACGACGACCCCAAACCAGAUCUGGAGGACCAGCAGCAGCAGGACUCCAAUCGACACAGAUCAGAAAACGACAAAACAGUUCAAGGCGAACCGGACGGGUCGAAACCGGACCACGAGAACCAGUCGGUGAACGGCUCCAAUUCGACCUGCUCCAAAAACCUGGACCACGACAACAAGUCCGGUCCAGAAGAUCGGGCUCUAUCUGAACCGGGCCUGGUCCCGGCCGGUUCCGCUGAACCUUCCAAAAGGACGGGGAGUGGGCAGUCGGAUUCGGACUCGGACAAAGGAAGCUCGGAAACGGUGGCUAAGAACCGGAAGGAACCGGGCCGGCAAGGGAAAGGUGGGGGCGACUCGGCGGAUAAGAUGAGGGAGAGCAGCGAGGCGCAGAGUUCGGUUAGCUUAACUAAAAAAUGGAACGGCAAACGACGCCGUAUAAUGGAGGUCCCAGAGGAGCAGCAGCAGCACAAUUACGGAGAUGUAUCGUUGGUGAAAUCACAGCCGUUGGUUGAGGUGUUGCAGUUGAUAUGUGCGCAAGAGUAUGGCUCGUUGUUCGAGCGACGGCUUCCGGCCCAGGAAAGCGAUAAGUACAAGAGCAUUGUCCAGCAGCAUGUAGACCUGGAAACUAUACAAACAAAGCUCCGCAAGGACGCCUACUCAUCCUGCUCUCUCUCCUUCUACCGAGACCUGCUCCUCCUCUUCAACAAUGCCGUCGUCUUCUUCCCCAAAUCCUCCCUCGAGUCAAGGACUGCUCACCAACUCCGCCGCCUCGUCUUGAAUGAAAUGAAGAAGAAGAAUCUCAUCACUCGGCCCAACCACGACGCUUCAUCUGAGCCAUCAGACUCCGUAGUUCCUGCACCCGCCACAAGUCAGCAACCCAAACGCCCUGAGCAGCUUGAAAGAUCAGAUUCCUUGCUUGCCAAGCAAAAGUCUACUGCACCCAUCAUUGUCUGCCGCAAAAGGAGCUCCAUUUCGUCAAAACCUUCCGCGGCUGCUUCUAGCUUUGGUCAGACUCUGAAAGGAGAUGAGAAGAAGAAAGCAGCAGCUUUUGAUCUUAAACCGUCCAUUAAAGCCACCAAGGCCUCUUCUGAUGAUCAUGCAGCAGCUGAAAAGCAUGGCAGUUCAGUAGUAGUAAAGAGUGCUGCUGCUGCUAAAGCCAAAGACAACCCCGUGAUCACUGGAACCAGAAGCUCGAGAAGGACGAGUAUGAGUACUGCUCAUCACGAGAAUAAUAAUGGCAGUGCUUCCAAGAAGAAACAAAGUGCGAGCCUGGCAAGUUUGAAAGCCGAAACUCCCAAACCGGAUAAGAAGGGGAAAACGGAGGCAGCAGGGUCGGACAAAAAGCGAAGUGCAGCAGCUGAUUUUUUGAAGAGAAUAAAGCGCAAUUCACCUGCGGACACACUGAAGAGUGGUGGCACUGGCACUGGCACUAGUUCUAGAUCAGGUGGAGAGCAAAAGAGGAGGGGAAGUGGUGCUAAGGUUGACAAAGUUAAAGAAAGGGUGUUAAGGCAAAGUGGCGAUAAGAAGAAACAAGCCAAGGAAGAAAGCAGCAGUCCAUCCAAGCGAAGUGUAGGAAGGCCGCCCAAGAAGGCAGCAGCUGAGGCUGCAAUUGUAGCAGCUUCACCAAAGCGGCCACGGGAGAGCGGAGGACAGCAAGAGGCUUCUAAGCGGCCUAAAAAACGGUCUAGAAGGUAAAUUAAUCGUCUAGCUUUAUGCAUGGCCAUGGACAUGAAGAAGGUAUAACUUUAUUUAUGUAUUCUAGUGAGGGAUAGGGGAAAGUAGAAAGUAGAGCAUUAGGCAGAUAGUACUCCCUGAUCACUAAUCCCUAGGGAUUUUGUUUCAGGUCGAUAUAUUUCAAGUGUAUGCUUGAACGAUUUAUGGUUUUAGUAGUACAAUCGCUGUUUUGUGUCAAAAUAUCCAUUACAAGCGUAUGUAAUAUAAUGUACAGAAGUACUUGUGUAGAAUUAACCCCAGAAAUAAUCGUGUACGGUGUCAAAUUAGAAAGACUCUGUUCUUGAUCAGUGAUAGUUUUCUUGUUUC
Messenger RNA from Pyrus x bretschneideri (Chinese white pear), 2548 nucleotides. RefSeq lists its product as uncharacterized. NCBI's taxonomy places the organism in Eukaryota, Viridiplantae, Streptophyta, Magnoliopsida, Rosales, Rosaceae. Gene Ontology annotation, molecular function: protein binding. The record is from RefSeq and is a predicted model, not a curated record.